Messenger RNA from Manis pentadactyla (Chinese pangolin), 576 nucleotides. It is a transcript of the gene NDUFB3, whose product is annotated as NADH:ubiquinone oxidoreductase subunit B3. Gene Ontology annotation, cellular component: mitochondrion. Bases 145 to 441 code for a protein of 98 amino acids. NCBI's taxonomy places the organism in Eukaryota, Metazoa, Chordata, Mammalia, Pholidota, Manidae. Gene Ontology annotation, biological process: mitochondrial respiratory chain complex I assembly; electron transport chain. The transcript is spliced from 3 exons. The record is from RefSeq and is a predicted model, not a curated record.
GGAAUCCAUGACCCCCUACCGGAACGUUAAGUGGCUUCUCUGCUUUCCUGCCGUAAGGUACUAGAGGGACGACUUCCGUUUCCGGUUGGCUCCUGCUCGGGGAUUGACUAUUGAAUGUCCUAAGAGGUCGGAUUGCUGUCAGACAUGGCCCAUGAACAUGGACAUGAACAUGGUCACAGUAAAAUGGAACUUCCAGAUUAUAAACAAUGGAAGAUUGAAGGGACACCAUUAGAAACUGUCCAGAAAAAGCUGGCUGCACGAGGGCUAAGGGAUCCAUGGGGCCGCAAUGAAGCUUGGAGAUACAUGGGUGGCUUUUCAAACAAUGUUUCCUUUGUUGGUGCACUAUUAAAAGGAUUCAAAUGGGGAUUUGCUGCAUUUGUGGUAGCUGUAGGGGCUGAAUAUUACCUGGAGUCCCAGAAUAAAGAUAAGAAGCACCACUGAAGAUAAUUCCUGGAACUAUCUGAGUUAGUGGCUUCCCAACUCUCAUAAAAAUAAGAUUUCUUCACUGUAGCCUGCUUACUUGCGUGUUUGUCUUUUAAAGAAUACUAGUGAGAUUUAAUAAAGUAAAAAUACAUA